CAAGCUAUUUUGGAUAAAAGUUAAUUUGGUGUACAAAGUAUUUCAUAUUCACGCAAGGUCCGAAAAAGAAGUGCACCGCCUACCCUAAUAAUACAUCACUACAUCACUGAUUAGUCACCUGCAUAUAAGUGACGAGACAACUUUAUCGUGACCCAAUAUAUAAAUAUAAUACCUAAGAUAAUUGUGAGAAAAAGCUAUGACCUUGAGUCUACUUUCACAUGCUCACUGACCAGAGUUCGCCGAUCAUCAUCGUCAGGAAAGAAAGGUCUCCUAUUAACAGCCAAGGUCAGCCAUGAACUAUAAAAUUAAAAGUAAUUUAUUUUAAUUUUACUUUCUUUUGUGUCUGAGAUUGUGAUCAUCAUAUCAUGCCUUAUUUUAAUUGCUUUCUUGUGCGAUCAUUGAACAAUAUACUGAAGGAACCAUGCGCUGUUAUUUCCUACUUUGGUCUUUGAAUGAUCUUACACUUCUGGUGUUUUUUUUUAACUUCCUUGCUAAUAUUUACUUGAAUUGGGUUAUCAGAGCUCCUGUUAAUUAGCUAUUUGUCUAACAGGUCCAACAGAUGGAUCAACAAUAUGUGUAAAUUUGUAGUAAAUUAGAACUAGUAUAUAUACACUUUAGCAGUGUCAGAGCGCAGCGGUGGAGCCACGAUUUUCACUAGGGGUAUCAAAAAUAUAUUUAAAAAAAAGGUAAAGGGAAUUCAACUUUAUAUAGUAUUAAUGCAUGAAAGAAACUUUUUGUCUAGGGGUAAGGCGUGUACUUACUAACCUCCCUAGAUCCCACUUGUGGGAAGUCACUGUGUUGUUGUUGUUGCUGUUAUUGUAUACUAGUGUAAUUUUCUGGUGUUGGUUAAAGAUGGCUCUGCCACUACACUUUAGGGUGUUACUAAUAGUGCAUUGACUAUAGCAUGUUUGAUAUAAGUGAUACUAUUGGUUUAUUACAAGAUUAAGACCAGUGUAAGGUGCUUCUGUUGUAGUUUAACUUGACUACUCUGAAGUUUUAACUAGCUAGAAUAAAUCGGUAAAAGGCGUUCAAAGCGAAAGUCAUAUAUUUGCUUGACAGACUUAAAAGUUUUAUACACAGAAAGAGUAUUUUUUUUUUACAGUAUAGGUCUUUUAAAAGCCAACUACGUGUAAAUUGUCUAUAAUAAGCAUGAUCAGUGGCAUGUAAAAGAUGGUAACCUGUUUAAACUGGAACUACAUUUAUAAUGUAGAAAUUAAUUAUUGUUGGUAUAUAUAACUUAAAUUCUUCUUUGACCGAGCUUUUGAACAUUUAAUACCAUUAUUUUCACUGUCAUUCCCAUGUAUUUAUCCGUGUUUCCAUGUUUCUGGGCAUGAUACUAGGCUUAUCUCUUCUGUUUACCUUAAGGUGUUUCAUCUGAAAGGUGAUUAGUAAACUCAAAUGACGGGGAAAAUUGUAGGUAAACAAUUGGACUGGCAUGACUGGGAAAUGCUUUCUAGAAUUUUUACUGUGAGAUUGGGGCUUGAUACUCUAACAAUGAUUGAUUUUGUUAAAAAUGGAUUAGAAUGUUAACUUUUAGGACUGUUUGCUUCCUAGACAGGGGUUCUAAUCCCAUUUUAACUUUCCAAAUCUGUUUCUUACUUUCAAAACAUAAAGAAGAAAAAGAAAAGUUAAAUUUUGGACCUGCAUAUUAAUGUUUGAGAUAAUUUAUAAAUUCCUUCUAGCAGAACAAAAGAAAGAAAUCUCAUGCUUCGAAGAUUACAUUAAACAAUGCAGAGAUUGUUUAUAAGUUAAACAUGUACUGAUAAAUAGUAUCCAUUUUGUUGGCUUUGGAAGGCAAGAAAUGAGUUUACUUUUGCGGGAAGAGUACUUAACUUUUACCACUUAAAUUCACUUUAUCGUAAAUUUUCUUCAAUUUCUUUGUAUAUUAUUAGAUAUUCAUGCUUAUAGAUAUUAGUCUUGGACUACACAUACAUAUUUGUAGUUUUUCUCUAUUUGCGCCUUUCUUCAUUAAAGCCCACGCUUUAUUUACGCUUUGCGCUUAAAGCCCCAACUGACCUUAGAGCUUUUUUGUGCUUUUCGCCUUUGCUAACACUGCUACACUCCUUUAGUACUUUAGAAGGUGACAAUUCUUUCUUCUGUUCUUCCUGUCAUUUGGUACAGAUUUCGGAGAGGAUUCAUUUAGGGGACUGUUUUUCUUUCUUUUGUUGCUCAAUCGUGUCUCAUUCAGUAACUUUUGUAAUUUUCCAUUGAAAACCUCUGAUGUGUUGAUUGGUUUUCACUAACUAAAUUCAACUGUCUGACUUUGCUCAUUUCAAGGUCCGAUGUUAAGAUACUCACCACAGCAUGAGCUGGGGUAUCAAGCUAUGAACUUAUCAUCAUAGAGGAUUUACGUCAUGAGGGACAGGUGGCCAAGAGGUAAAAAGUGGCUUAAAUUGUCAUCUGUAGAAACAAUCGCGCUUGAACAGCUGAGACGAAGCUCAACAUCAAGGGAAACAAAACAAGAAAUGAAAAAUAAUUUAGAGACCAAGGGAACUUGGCUUCCUUAUGACUUACUUUUUAAGGUUUUUCUUCUACUUCCAGCUGAAACUCUUUGCAGACUGCGUUGCGUAUGCAGGACACUUCUCAACAUGAUCAACAGUCCGGCUUUUGUUGAAGCUCACUUUCGUCAAUCUGAGACAGUUCUAAUUACUCAAAAGUCCUUUCGCGAGGAAAACAUACGGUCACCUUUUCCACUACCUUCAGAUAAGCCAAAUCAAUGUUACUUCCAUUUCUGGGACAUCCACAGCGGCGAAGGCCACAAAGUUUGUAUGCCAAAUUUGAGGAACUUAGAGUGCGUUUUGGCUGCCUGCAACGGUUUGGUCCUGGCUAGAAUUAAGAAAAACGGAGGUCUAGUAGUUGUAAAUCCAAGUACAAGGAACCACAUUAGAAUGCCUCUUGGUACAAUUGGUUUCGCGCAGGAGUGUUACGGGUUCAUGUUCAGCCACUUCACAGGUGCUUAUAAAGUAGUACACUUGUUCCGCGACGAACAUAGACACAUCCGCUGUGAGAUCCUGAACCUCACUACAAGAUCAUGGCAUGCAGUGGAUGGACCUAAUUCAGGAGAAUUCGGAUCAAUCAGUACUACUCGUAGAUCUGUUUCAGCAGUUGGUGCUUUGUAUUGGCUUCCAAAGAGGGACAGUUGUAACCAUGUUGUGUCUUUGGGAUUUCAUGAUGAGAAGUUCCAAACUGUACCUUUACCAAUCAACAGCACAAAAAACGAUCGGCUUGUUGAGAUUAAAGGCACCCUGAGCUUCAUAACUCAUGCGACGUUGAAUUUGAUUCAGGUAUGGAUCUUGAACAAGGAGGGCUUAAGGGAAAAUUGGAUAAAGAGAUAUAGCAUCAAUAGGUUCUAUGAUAUCACAGGAUUUGUUCCACUUUGUGCUUGGACGACAGAAAUAUUUUUCAAGAGAAGAGGAAACCCUUUGUUACAUAUUUACAAUAUUGAAGCUGAAGAAAUGCAGGAGGUUAAUGUUGGAGAUGUGCAAAUUUACAUGCCUCAUGUAAAGUCCCUUGUUUCAUGGGAUAGUCCUCAAGGUCAGUGGGAUGUAUAACUAUUUAACCAGCACACCCUUAGUGCUGCUCCGAAACCUACUCGUUUUUGCUUCCUAAAAUCACUUUGUAAAUACUCUAGUUGGAACACAUUUCUGUGUUUUUCUUUUACCUGUGUGCUAUUGAGUUUUAUUAUGGGACUAUAAAUCACUUUUAACGUCGUAUGUC
Messenger RNA from Nicotiana tabacum (common tobacco), 3717 nucleotides. The record is from RefSeq and is a predicted model, not a curated record. NCBI's taxonomy places the organism in Eukaryota, Viridiplantae, Streptophyta, Magnoliopsida, Solanales, Solanaceae.